AUGGGGACUCGGGAGGUUUACGAGGAGAAACUACGGAACGGGAAUUUACAUCACGAUCCCACCAUCAACCCUGGUCUCGGCACUCCUCGCUGCCCUCGCUGCCUCUCCCUCCUUGACGCGGAUUCCGAUAAGGGUGAAUGGACUAUAACUUCCGUUUUGCACGACGCCACCGCCGUGGCUGGUUCUGGCAUUGGUGCGAUGCUUAGUGCAGUCCAUGGUUUUAAUACAGGUAUCCCAUUCCUCCAGAAUCGUCUGAACGGACCCAAGUGGCUUCCGUUCAUAGUUGGGGUUCCUCCACUGCUAAUGUACUCUGGUGCAUCUGCUGCUUUUGGAGGCUACGUGCUUCCUAAGUUCACUCAACUCACAGUGACAUCUUACUACGCUGCAUCAAGUGCCUCACAUUAUGGGAUUUCACUGCUCACACGGAAAAUUGAGGAGGGCCAUAUUUCAAGAGUUGAGCAAGAAAAGUGCAGAUGA
Messenger RNA from Linum trigynum, 477 nucleotides. NCBI's taxonomy places the organism in Eukaryota, Viridiplantae, Streptophyta, Magnoliopsida, Malpighiales, Linaceae. The record is from the annotation of a GenBank genome assembly.